This is a messenger RNA of Melitaea cinxia (Glanville fritillary), 1788 nucleotides long. RefSeq lists its product as uncharacterized. The transcript is spliced from 6 exons. Lineage: Eukaryota; Metazoa; Arthropoda; Insecta; Lepidoptera; Nymphalidae. The record is from RefSeq and is a predicted model, not a curated record. The coding region runs from base 1 to 1674 and encodes 557 amino acids.
AUGGAAAAAAUAACUUUAUGCGAGGAACACAGGUUCAUAGAAAAGGCCGAAACAGAAGUUAAUGGAGUUUGGAAAGGGGCUCAUCUAUUGCUAUUCUUUCUGGCUUUCGUAUUUGGAUCAUUUUGCACGUUUAGCUUCCACAUGCUAAUGUACUUGUUUGAUGAGAAGUGCGUGCUUUUUCCAAAGCUGCUAUCACUGAGUUCAUUCCGGCAGAACAUCAUUUAUGAAUUCAUCCCAGAAGACAAAGAAGCCGCUGAUAUGUUACCAGUUGAUUUUCUGAGCACUCAGUGGGUAGAAAAAAGUGCAUGCUUACUGCCGACAUAUGUUCCUCUUGUAUCUGGGAUCUUUGGACUAGUGUGGACUACGAUGUUUUUGAUGUGUUCUACUGGUAGCAGAGUUUUAACUGGCUUACAGAGACCAUGGCGUGUGCUGCCGCCUGUAUUUUUGUUCUCAGUUAUUAUGGGUAUCCUCUGCGUGUACACGUCGACAGUUACUCAUUACGGGUUGCAGGAACUUUGCCUCAAGCUCAGCGAGAUCACGGGCAGCUCUACAUGUACUUAUACUAUAAAUGUCGCCACUCUUGCUUACGAGCGUCGAAUACGCGGUGUAUAUCAGGCUACUCGGCUCACUAUUUUGUCAGCUUGGUUGCAUACAGCUUGUUGGGUACUAUCAGCCCUGUUAUCAUUGAUGAGAGUUAUUCUAGCCGUCGAUUUUCAACUAGUCAAAGUCACUGUGCAAUUACGAGGAAAUAUUGACAGAAUGCUCGAACAUCAUGAAAAGCACAUUCGUACAGUAUCGCCGGAAACGCUUGAAGCAAAUCAACCAUAUACUCCAGUACAUCACUCACGUAAUCUGAUUCAACUUCAUUUUAAGAAAAAUUUUCGAUCUAGUUUACUGGCCAAUAAUGAACAGAACAUUAUAAACGACACAGAUGAUGAUGUUAACUUACUUUAUUAUUCUGGCUUACCAAAAGAAAAAUCAGAACCAUCUUUAGUCCAAAUAGAACGUGACAAAUUGGACAAAAUGUCAGCCUAUAAAUCAGUAGCAAAGAAACAUAGGUUCAUUAUUAAAAUGCUUCUUGACUUGGUUGAUAAUGUUCAUACGUCUCAAACUAGUGAUAUCAUUUCGAGCUCAAGUUCAUUAGAAUCUAUAUCUGAAUCGGCUCCAAUAAUCCGUCAGUACGGUCAACAACGUAUUUCUUCUAAAUUUAUAUAUAAGUCUCCGACUCGAAAUCAAGAGAUCGAAUCUGAAGAUCUACUCGCAGCCGAGGCAAUAACAUCAGAAAUUAAACGUCAUUUACAAAUAAAAUUAAACAGGGAGAUAAGCGAAUUAAAUAAAAUUAAUUAUACAUCAUCGAAUAUACCGUCAAAGUCUUCUAUGAACAUCACUCCUGAGAUGCAAAAAGUUUUAGAGGAAAAAAAAGGUGCUACAUCAAAAUUUAACUCAUCUGAUUCUAAUAAACCUGGUGUUCACCAAGAAAAAAAGAAAACCGAACUAAAAUCAAAUUUAAAACAAGUCGGUAUUCAAACAGAUGAUAAGAUGAAAGAUAAAUCGCUUAAAGUAAAAAUAGACUCUCACACAAGCGUUAUCGAUUUAGAUACAUCAACAACCCUAGAUAGUCAAACUACUAAGAAAAAUAAAGAAACCCAAACAAAAAAAGAAAAGCAGGAAUAGAUUUAAUAUAUUACAAAAUAGUAAGAAAACAUUAUCGAUAAAGUCAUUGUCAAAAUAUGAUGGCGAUAAAUAAUGAAUUUAAUGUAAUUUAAAGUAUAUAUAGGUAUUCUCACU